GAAGUCAAACGAAAACAUGGCUGAAGUGAUAUCUGACAGCGACAGUGAUGGAGAGGUUUCCGUGACGAAAGUUCCAAGGCCUCCUCCCAAACGACGACGCAUUAUCGACCCUUCCGCCAUCACAACAGUUCCAAUCUACUCCAACAAGGUGAACAGCAGUUUAAACCUUAAGCCUACGAUUUUCAAACAAACUGAUGACGGCGUUACCGACGGCGAUGGCGCCAGCCCAUGGCCUUCAUCUUCAGAGAAUAAUGAAAAACAGUUAAACAGCAUUUGUCUUAGUGACUCCGAGGAGGAGGAGGUGGAGCUAGAGAAACAAAGGAAAAUUAUACACUCCCCAUCUCCGCCCCCGCCCCGCCGCAGCCCACCCGCCAAACGAUCCAACCGAGCAAACAAAAAAAUACGUGAGGUCAACAGGAAGCUGGAGGCCAUCGACUCAAUGACAUGCCCCUCUCCGGAAAAGCGGGACCCCGCCCCGGAACGCUACGACUCAUCGUCUUCCGUCGCCCUCGACGACGAAGAUGAGGAGGACGAUGAUGACGACGACGACGUCGUCGUAAUCACCUCUGACAACAAAAGGAAAAGGAAUGCACCCUGUCCAGAGGUCAACAAGACUUCCCGGGAAAUUUCCUUAAAAUUCCGCUGCAGGACAGACGUGUACAGGAUUCCAGUGCUCACGACAGCCCCAUUGAGUGAGGCUGUGGAUCAGUUGUCCAUCAAACUAAACGUCCCGCCCACCCGCAUUCUCUUGCUGAAGAAAGAGAUGGAACUUCCUGUGCACGCCUCAGCCAACCAGCUGGACCUAGGCAUCGCUGAUAUCAUUGACUGCGUCGUCAUCGCGGAGGGCAAACAGGACGAGAGUGAUCAGAGUGAUGUCAUCACCGUGCGACUGCAGAGCAAAGAGAAAGCAUCGUCACAGGAAUAUUCCCUACGAAAAGACGCUCCACUGGGCUCGGUUCUCUCCAGUUACCUCUCCACUCUGACUGCCAGCGCUAAACAGAGAGUGUGCUUCCUUUUUGAUGGGUCAAAGGUCACACAUAACCAAACGCCCUCUGAGCUGGACAUGGAGGACGGUGAUGUCAUCGAAGUUUGGGUCUAAAGGCAUCAAUAAAUAUGGA
This is a messenger RNA of Chanos chanos (milkfish), 1118 nucleotides long. It is a transcript of the gene nfatc2ip, whose product is annotated as nuclear factor of activated T cells 2 interacting protein. The record is from RefSeq and is a predicted model, not a curated record. Bases 17 to 1099 code for a protein of 360 amino acids. Gene Ontology annotation, biological process: cytokine production; positive regulation of transcription by RNA polymerase II. The transcript has 9 exons. NCBI's taxonomy places the organism in Eukaryota, Metazoa, Chordata, Actinopteri, Gonorynchiformes, Chanidae.